AUGAGUGAUAAUCCAUUUAAUGCGAGUCUACUUGAUGACGACUCAAACCGCGAGAGAGAAUUGCUAGACGCCGCCACGGAGGCCCUUACAAAACCAAGCCCUUCCUUAGAAUACUGUACUUUGUCCGCAGAUGAAACCCUCGAAAAACUUGAAACUGAUGGGAACAAUGGUUUGCGAUCUUCUAAUGAAGCUAACAAUAGAAGAUCAUUUUAUGGCCCUAAUGAAAUAACCGUAGAGGAUGACGAAAAUCUUUUCAAGAAGUUCCUAUCCAAUUUUAUUGAAGAUCGCAUGAUCCUACUAUUGAUAGGGUCGGCUGUCGUCUCUCUCUUUAUGGGUAACAUCGAUGAUGCUGUUAGUAUUACAUUGGCCAUUUUUAUCGUGGUUACCGUCGGCUUUAUCCAAGAAUAUAGAUCUGAAAAAUCUUUAGAGGCUCUAAAUAAGUUGGUGCCUGCUGAAUGUCAUUUAAUGAGGUGUGGUCAGGAGAGUCAUGUGUUGGCCUCGACCUUGGUUCCGGGCGAUCUGGUUCAUUUCAGAAUCGGUGACAGAAUCCCCGCUGAUCUUAGAAUCAUUGAAGCCACCGAUUUGUCCAUUGACGAAAGUAAUCUAACCGGUGAAAAUGAACCGGUGCACAAGUCCUCACAAACCAUUGAGAAAUCUUCUUUCAACGAUCAGCCUAACUCAAUUGUACCGAUCGCUGAGAGAUCCUGUAUAGCGUACAUGGGUACUUUGGUCAAAGAAGGCCAUGGUAAGGGUAUUGUGGUUGGAACGGGUACAAACACAUCCUUUGGUGCUGUCUUCGAAAUGAUGAAUAACAUCGAAAAGCCAAAGACUCCGCUGCAAUUAACAAUGGAUAAACUAGGAAAAGAUCUGUCAUUGGCUAGUUUCAUAGUUAUUGGUAUGAUUUGUUUAGUUGGUAUCAUCCAAGGUAGAUCUUGGCUGGAAAUGUUCCAAAUAUCGGUUUCAUUAGCAGUUGCUGCAAUCCCAGAGGGUUUACCGAUUAUUGUCACUGUUACUUUGGCGUUAGGUGUUUUAAGAAUGGCUAAGCGUAAAGCUAUUGUAAGGAGAUUGCCAAGUGUCGAAACUUUAGGCUCUGUCAACGUCAUUUGCUCCGAUAAGACAGGUACUUUGACUUCAAACCAUAUGACUAUAUCAAAACUUUGGUGCUUAGAUAGUAUGUCUAAUAAGCUAAACGUCUUGUCAUUAGACAAAAACAAGAAGACAAAAAAUUCUAGUGGCAAUCUAAAAAACUACUUAACUGAAGACGUUAAGGAAACAUUAAUUAUCGGAAACCUUUGUAAUAAUGCAUCUUUUUCCCAGGAACAUGCUACAUUUUUGGGGAAUCCAACCGACGUGGCCCUUUUAGAACAAUUAGCAAAUUUUGAAAUGCCUGAUAUUAGAAACACCGUUCAAAAGGUGCAAGAACUUCCAUUCAAUUCUAAAAGAAAAUUAAUGGCUACCAAGAUCCUCAAUCCCGCCGACAAUAAAUGUACAGUCUAUGUUAAAGGUGCAUUCGAAAAAAUUCUGGAAUACUCUACAAGUUACCUGAAAUCUAAAGGCAAAAAAACAGAAAAAUUGACUGAUGCUCAAAAAGAUACAAUCAAUGAAUGUGCAAAUUCGAUGGCAUCUGAAGGUUUACGUGUUCUUGGAUUUGCUAAACUAACAUUAUCUGAUUCAUCAACUCCACUAACUGAAGACUUGAUCAAAGAUUUAACCUUUACGGGGUUAAUCGGUAUGAACGACCCCCCAAGACCCAACGUUAAGUUCGCCAUUGAACAACUAUUACAAGGGGGUGUCCAUAUUAUUAUGAUCACUGGUGAUUCUGAGAAUACCGCUGUAAACAUUGCACGACAAAUUGGCAUUCCAGUCAUUGAUCCAAAGCUUUCUGUUUUAUCCGGCGAUAAGUUGGAUAAGAUGUCUGAUGAUCAACUUGCUAAUGUAAUUGACCACGUUAAUAUAUUUGCUCGUGCCACACCCGAGCACAAAUUAAAUAUUGUUCGUGCCUUAAGAAAAAGAGGUGAUGUCGUAGCAAUGACUGGUGACGGUGUCAACGAUGCUCCUGCGUUAAAACUUUCAGAUAUUGGUGUCUCCAUGGGUAGAAUCGGCACAGAUGUUGCGAAAGAAGCUUCAGAUAUGGUUUUAACUGACGAUGAUUUCAGUACUAUCUUAACUGCCAUUGAAGAGGGUAAAGGUAUUUUUAAUAACAUUCAAAAUUUCCUAACCUUUCAAUUGUCUACCUCUGUUGCUGCGCUAUCGUUGGUAGCCCUAUCUACAGCAUUUAAACUCCCCAACCCAUUGAAUGCAAUGCAAAUUCUUUGGAUCAACAUUUUAAUGGACGGUCCACCAGCUCAGUCUUUAGGUGUGGAACCUGUCGAUCAUGAAGUUAUGAAGAAACCUCCAAGAAAACGUACCGAUAAAAUUUUGACUCAUGAAGUGUUGAAGCGUUUGCUAACCACUGCGGCUUGCAUCAUCAUAGGGACGGUUUACAUUUUUGUCAAAGAAAUGGCCGAAGAUGGUAAAGUAACCGCCAGAGAUACUACUAUGACUUUCACUUGUUUCGUUUUCUUCGACAUGUUCAACGCUUUGGCAUGUAGACACAACACAAAAUCAAUAUUUGAAAUUGGCUUUUUCACGAACAAGAUGUUCAACUAUGCAGUUGGACUUUCUUUAUUGGGUCAAAUGUGUGCCAUAUAUAUACCAUUUUUUCAAAGUAUCUUCAAAACUGAACGUUUAGGAUUUUCUGAUAUAUUACUGUUGUUACUCAUCAGUAGUACUGUAUUCAUCGUUGAUGAAUUGAGAAAACUGUGGGCAAGGAAAAUGAAUGAAAGAGAUCCGACGUAUUAUUCGAAUGUUUGA
This is a messenger RNA of Saccharomyces kudriavzevii IFO 1802, 2853 nucleotides long. RefSeq names its product Ca(2+)/Mn(2+)-transporting P-type ATPase PMR1 (gene PMR1). The record is from RefSeq and is a predicted model, not a curated record. The transcript has a single exon. Gene Ontology annotation, molecular function: P-type calcium transporter activity; ATP hydrolysis activity; ATP binding. The coding region runs from base 1 to 2853 and encodes 950 amino acids. Gene Ontology annotation, cellular component: endoplasmic reticulum; Golgi membrane; plasma membrane. NCBI's taxonomy places the organism in Eukaryota, Fungi, Ascomycota, Saccharomycetes, Saccharomycetales, Saccharomycetaceae. Gene Ontology annotation, biological process: intracellular calcium ion homeostasis; calcium ion transmembrane transport; manganese ion transport.